This is a messenger RNA of Eimeria necatrix, 789 nucleotides long. Its product is annotated as SAG family member. Lineage: Eukaryota; Apicomplexa; Conoidasida; Eucoccidiorida; Eimeriidae. The transcript has 4 exons. The record is from RefSeq and is a predicted model, not a curated record. The coding region runs from base 1 to 789 and encodes 262 amino acids.
AUGCUGAUGAUGCUGCCAAGGAUCGGCGCUCUUCUCAGCACAUCCCUGCUAGUGCUUAGCGCCCCAAUACUGGGCGGCUCACAACAGUCCAAAACGACCACUGUCACAUAUACUGCAACCACUAGCGACAGUGCCCAAUGCCUCGACGAGGUCAACGCUGUUCGAGAAGUAGCUGGGUUGUCCAACUUCACACAGGCCUCAGAACCAAACACAUUACCGACGCCGGGUACUGGAGGUCUACAAGAAAAUACCGAAUGGCGGAAGCUCUGUGAAUACUUGAUACCAACCCUAACAACAAAGGCUCCGAGCAACUCAGAGGCUGAGAAUCCGUUCAAGGAUGGAACGUAUGCAUUCAAAUCUCUCACUGAUGCACAACCGAAAUGCAAAGACACAGUCGACUCCUGGAAGGGAGCGUUCAAAAACUUCACUGGACUUCCGCCUUCAAAAAGCGAAGCCAACGGCCUGUACGACAAACAAGACAACGCUUCCUUCGUGGCUCUCUACAACCCCGCAUCCAGUGCCACUGUAGACUGCCGGGUCGUGACGUGCACUAAAAAAACAAGCACUGCGGCAGAUGAACUCGCAAAGGCUGAUGGUGACGCGACCUCAGAAUAUGGCUAUGCAUUGAUUUGCAAGACAAUGCCUGAUGCUCUUGCAGAUGAAGAUUCCGCUCCAUUCACGCAACAGCAGUGGGACGGGAUCGUCUCCUCCCUCACAGGUUCUGCAUCUGUCGCACUCCCAAAACUUGUGGGCGUUUUCAUCCUCGCACUUGGCAUGGUAGCAGUGUGA